Bombina bombina (fire-bellied toad) is the source of this 2363-nucleotide messenger RNA. It is a transcript of the gene OXSR1, whose product is annotated as oxidative stress responsive kinase 1. Gene Ontology annotation, molecular function: protein serine/threonine kinase activity; ATP binding. The record is from RefSeq and is a predicted model, not a curated record. Bases 173 to 1753 code for a protein of 526 amino acids. Gene Ontology annotation, biological process: protein phosphorylation. Lineage: Eukaryota; Metazoa; Chordata; Amphibia; Anura; Bombinatoridae. The transcript is spliced from 18 exons.
CACUAGGCCCUGGGCUAGGCAGGCCGGGCAGGGGGAAAGGCAAAGUUUGGCAAUGUGAGUGUGGGAGAGAGAAGUGAGAACGAGAAAUACCGGGGAGGGGGAGAGCCGACCUCACAGUAUACCGCCGCCCACAAACUAGCCACAUAGCCAGCCUACCGCUCCAUAUACAGUUAUGGCCGAACCGGACCACAGCUCCUUGCCCUGGUCCAUCAACCGGGACGACUAUGAGCUACAGGAGGUCAUUGGAAGCGGAGCUACGGCUGUGGUACAAGCUGCCUACUGUAUUCCCAAGAAAGAGAAAGUGGCCAUCAAAAGAAUUAACCUAGAAAAAUGUCAGACCAGCAUGGAUGAACUAUUGAAAGAAAUUCAGGCGAUGAGCCAGUGCCAUCACCCCAACAUUGUCUCCUACUACACCUCAUUUGUGGUGAAAGAUGAGCUGUGGCUGGUGAUGAAGUUGCUGAGUGGAGGUUCGGUCUUGGAUAUCAUCAAACACAUCAUUGCAAAAGGAGAGCAUAGGAACGGUGUCCUGGAUGAGCCGAGCAUUGCCACCAUGUUAAGAGAAGUUCUGGAGGGACUUGAUUACCUGCAUAAAAACGGCCAGAUCCACAGGGAUGUUAAAGCUGGAAAUAUUCUUUUGGGUGAAGACGGCUCAGUACAAAUUGCAGAUUUUGGUGUCAGUGCGUUUCUAGCUACAGGAGGGGACAUCACCAGGAAUAAAGUACGGAAAACUUUUGUGGGCACACCUUGCUGGAUGGCACCUGAGGUUAUGGAGCAGGUUAGAGGGUAUGAUUUUAAGGCAGAUCUAUGGAGUUUUGGAAUUACAGCUAUUGAACUAGCAACUGGAGCAGCUCCAUACCAUAAAUACCCUCCAAUGAAGGUGUUGAUGUUGACGCUACAGAAUGAUCCCCCAACUCUGGAAACAGGUGUGCAGGAUAAAGAGAUGCUGAAGAAAUAUGGGAAAUCCUUUAGGAAGAUGAUCUCUUCGUGCCUUCAGAAAGACCCAGAAAAGAGGCCAACGGCAGCAGAGCUUUUAAAGCAUAAAUUUUUCCAGAAAGCUAAGAAUAAAGAAUUCUUACAGGAGAAGAUGCUGCAUAAAGCUCCGUCCAUUACAGAACGAGCUAAAAAGGUUAGGAGAGUGCCAGGUUCCAGUGGUCGACUGCAUAAAACUGAAGAUGGAGGUUGGGAAUGGAGCGAUGACGAGUUGGAUGAAGAGAGUGAGGAAGGAAAAGCUGCUGUGUUACAGCUGAGGUCCCCACGUGUGAAAGAUUCCUUACAAAACUCAGAGCUAUUCCCUGCAGCAGAGCCAACAGGAACCUAUCUCCAAACUCCAGCACAGCUCACUGCUAAUCUACCUCAACCCGCUGGGCAUGCCAGGCUUACUCAAGUGUCUGUCCCUGUGUCUGUCCCAGGAGCUGGUCAGGCUCCUCCGGCAGCUGCUGCUCCGCCUCCAGCUGAAGAAGCAAAAGUGAUCAGCUUAGUGUUACGAUUAAGGAAUACGAAGAAAGAGCUGAAUGAUAUUAGAUUUGAAUUUACUCCAGGAAGAGAUACCGCUGAUGGUGUUUCUCAAGAACUUGUUUCAGCCGGUCUAGUAGAUGGCAGAGACGUAGUUAUAGUUGCAGCCAAUUUGCAGAAGAUUGUGGAAGAACCUCAGACUAAUAGAGCAGUCACCUUCAAAUUGGCCUCUGGAGUGGAACCUUCUGACAUUCCAGACGAUGGAAAGCUUGUAGGAUUUGCACAGCUCAGCAUCAGCUAAGCCCGGGUUUGCGGCUACUCCUUAAAACAACAACACAUGUGCACCUGUCUAACACUUCUCUUGGCCUACAGAAACCACUACUGCCAAAGAAUCAAACGCUAGCUUCCUUUGGAGCUGUAACAACACAUUAUUAUUUUACUUUUGUCUAACAAAGGCCUCUAACUUAGUGUAACCAAAAAACACGAGUUAAGAGCUUUGUAGCCAAUAGCAAACAAAAGUAUUUCUGCACAUGAGAAAUUUGGAUUUCUUUUUAUUUUCUUGUAAAACCAUGCUGGUUAACCCUUUGGGUGACACAGGGCACUUCAGUGCAAUGUGAAUGGUCCCUUUUGUUGCUGAAGCAGGUAAAAUUGUCAGUAUUCUCACACCUGUUUGUUUAUUUUGCCUUAUUUGAUAAUACUACUGAGUAUGAACCAACGGGUUUCUACCACUCAAAAAAAAAAAAAAUAGGCAAACCGAAUCGAGUUUUUGGGAUCCGAUUUUUAUUGGCUUUAAUUUAAAACAGAACAGAGUCUAAAUAAAAAAUCAAAAAAAAAAAAAAAGCUAAUUAUGAGUCUGUCGUUCUGCCUGAAUUUUUAAAAGAAAUAAAUAUACAAAAAUUUCAUACACUGGA